AUGGAGGAAAUCACAGAGGGAGUCGCCACCGUCAACAUCGCCGGCGAUUCUCCGAAGAAGAACCGAAUCCAGGUCUCCAACACCAAAAAGCCCCUUUUUUUCUACGUCAAUCUCGCCAAGAGGUACAUGCAGCAGAACAAUGAGGUGGAGCUUUCUGCCCUGGGAAUGGCAAUUUCCACUGUCGUGAGUGUUGCUGAGAUCUUAAAGAAUAAUGGAUUUGCAGUGGAAAAGA
This is a messenger RNA of Striga hermonthica, 232 nucleotides long. The record is from the annotation of a GenBank genome assembly. Lineage: Eukaryota; Viridiplantae; Streptophyta; Magnoliopsida; Lamiales; Orobanchaceae.